GCGUAGGGAAAACCGUCUCCGGCGCGGCGGCCGGAGUGGUGUGUACCGGUGAUUUUUGUGCCGUCAGGACCGGUGGGCAGCCUAUAAAGCACCGGACAGUGGACGGGGAGGCGCAGUAGGCCCUCCAACACCAACAUGGAGCAACUGGUCCUGCUGACGGCAUGUCUGGCGACGGCGGUCGGCCAGACGGCCUUCAUCCUUCCAGGAGGGGCUCCUGGUCGUCAAAUUAUUCUCAUUAAGAAGAUGGGUGGAGGGGGCGGAGGAGGCGGUCACGGAGGCGGAGGAGGCGGUCCUCCACCACCGCCUCAGAUGAUCAUCCUGCCCAUCAUGAUGCCGCCCGGAGGAGGCGGCGGAGGACAUCCUCCAGGAGGCGGCGGAGGACCUCCCCCUGGAGGCGGGCCUCCCCCUGGAGGCGGGCCUCCCCCUGGAGGUGGAGGACCUCCCCCGGGAGGUGGAGGACCUCCUCCGGGAGGUGGACCUCCCCCGGGAGGCGGACAUCCACCUGGUGGCGGAGGGCCUCCCCCGGGAGGCGGACAUCCCCCUGGUGGCGGAGGGCCUCCCCCGGGAGGCGGACAUCCCCCUGGAGGUGGACCGCCUCCUGGAGGCGGUGGAGGACCUCCCCCAGGAGGCGGACAUCCCCCUGGAGGUGGGCCUCCCCCUGGAGGCGGACCGCCUCCUGGAGGCGGCGGAGGACCUCCUCCUGGUGGCGGACCUCCCCCUGGAGGCGGACCUCCCCCUGGAGGCGGACAUCCUCCUGGAGGCGGACCUCCUCCUGGAGGCGGGCCUCCUCCAGGAGGCGGACAUCCACCGGGCGGUGGACCUCCCCCAUGGGGAGGACCUCCCCCGGGAGGCGGAGGGCCUCCCCCUGGUGGCGGACCUCCCCCUGGAGGUGGACCUCCCCCGGGCGGAGGACCUCCCCCUGGUGGCGGACCUCCCCCGGGCGGAGGACCUCCCCCGCAUGGUGGGGGAGGCGGUCCGCCGUUUGGUGGCGGUCCGCCGUUCGGCGGCGGUGGAGGACCUCCGCCAGGAGGUGGAGGACCUCCGGGUGGCGGAGGAGCACCGGCUCCGCUGGUGCAGUACGUGCCGAUAUACCUGAACCCGCCUCCUGGUGGUGGCGGCGGUCCCCCGCCGGGAGGGCCCCCGCCGGGAGGACCCCCGCCGGGCGGACCCCCACCGGGCGGACCGCCGGGUGGUCCCCCGCCGGGCGGACCCCCGCCGGGCGGUCCACCGGGCGGUUUCGGCGGCCCGCAGGUGAUCAGCCUGGCGCCGCAGCCGGGCGGUUACCCGGGCGCACCGGCUCCCCUGAUGGCCGGCUACCCACGGUUUGUGCAACCCAUCAGCAACAGUAUCGCCGGCCCCGGAUACAUCUAG
Amphibalanus amphitrite is the source of this 1371-nucleotide messenger RNA. Its product is annotated as proline-rich protein HaeIII subfamily 1-like. Lineage: Eukaryota; Metazoa; Arthropoda; Thecostraca; Balanomorpha; Balanidae. Bases 136 to 1371 code for a protein of 411 amino acids. The record is from RefSeq and is a predicted model, not a curated record. The transcript is spliced from 3 exons.